Molecule: messenger RNA, 1183 nt
Organism: Helianthus annuus (common sunflower)
Lineage: Eukaryota; Viridiplantae; Streptophyta; Magnoliopsida; Asterales; Asteraceae
Product: probable BOI-related E3 ubiquitin-protein ligase 3
Exons: 4
Coding region: 181-1116 (311 amino acids)
Molecular function (GO): ubiquitin-protein transferase activity
Source: RefSeq, a predicted model, not a curated record
AAAUGAAAUAUAUACAUUAUAAGAAGAAGAUGAAGAACACACAUUUUUGCUCUCAACUCUCAACCGCUCAACGUCCGUCACCGUCAGUCCGUUCGUCAUACUCCACCGUUUGUGUAACCGCUCAAUAACUUCUCUAAUCAAUUUCAGGUGGAUUGUUUUUGUAUAAAUCAUUUCUAGACAAUGUUGGGAGGAAGUAACAAGAAUUCCUUACCCCCUGUUUUUCUUGACGAGAACGUUUUCCAGUAUCCUUCCAAUGCGUCAAAUCAGUUGCAGCUAUUUGGAAAAGUAAAUUAUGACCAUAAUAGUCCCGCUUUUCGGCCCAACAAACGCACAAGGGAAGUCGAUGCUAGUUUUACGCAAAAUAAACUUCCGAUUUCACUGAAUCACAACUUUUAUCACGAUGAUUCUGAUCGACCUUCAACUAUCCCGACCCCACACCAUGUAUCAACCGGCUUAAAAUUAUCAUAUGAUGACGAGGAACGUAAUUCAUCAGUCACUUCAGCAAGUGCAAGUAUGACUUUAGCACCGUCAGUCAUGUCUUCUAUUGGCGAUAGUAUUACAACGGAACUUGAUCAGCACAAAGAAGAGUUUGAAAGAUUCUUUAUGAUUCAGGAAGAAAAGAUGUUGAAAGGAAUUCGAGACAUAAGGCAGAGACACAUGAGUUCGUUUCUGGCGGCUAUCGAGAAAGGGGUAAAACAUAAACUACAUGAAAAAGAAAUCGAAAUAGAAAACAUCAACCGUAAAAACAAGGAACUUAUGGAGAGAGUAAAACAGGUGGCGAACGAAGCCCAAAACUGGCACUACAGAGCAAAGUACAACGAGUCAAUGGUCAACUUACUGCAAACAAAUCUUCAACAGGCACUGACUCGUGGAAACGACAAUCGUUUUCAAGAAGGAUUUGGAGACACUGAUGCUGAAGUGUCAUCUAAUGAUUAUGUUGGAUUAACAAACAAUGUCGGGAAGUCUACAUGUAAAGCUUGUAGGGCGAAUGAGGUGUCGGUUUUGGUUAUGCCUUGUAGACACCUAAGUUUGUGUAAAGACUGUGAUAGUUUUACGCCUGUUUGUCCUGUUUGCCAGACGGUUAAAACGGUAAGUGUGGAAGUGUACCUCUCAUAACGUAUGUAACUCCCAAAAUCUUAUUAAUGUUUUAGUAGCAUUAUGACAUAUGAAACUUUUCAACUCC